AAGUCUUCCCAUUUCUCGGAAAACCUCUCAAUCGCUUCCUACUAAAUCUCUUGAGAUAUAACUUACGUAUUGACUUUAUGUACAGCUCUUACGGUCUAAAGUGUCCGGUUUUGGUCUGAUAAUCUUAUAAGAGAGUUCAGCCCACCCAUCUCUGCGGAAAUACAAGUGCGUAACAGAACAGCAGGGAACUUUUUUUGUCAGCUCGUGACUGUUCUUGAAUAAAGGACACUAACCCACUCAAGGCGAUGGCAAGCGCACCCCCACUAGAAACAUCAGCAUUUGUGGGACACCCGCCUCUUCCAUCGUAUGAGGAGGCAAUGGUAUCAAACCCACAGUACCCAUCAAUGCCCCAUGCUCCAGGUGAUAUGAAGACAUCUGUACCUCAGGAUCCAGCACAAGCCUACAGCCCGAUGUAUCCAUCACCUCCCCAACAAGGUCAACCUGUCACCACUCCUGUUGUAUCUGUUCAGACCGUAUAUGUUCAACCUGGUAUGAAGUUUGGAAGUUUUCCAGUGCAGGCGCAUUGCCCAGUAUGCACACGGAACGUGAUAACUCGCCUGGAGUAUACAUCAGGAGCACUAGCUUGGCUCUCUUGUGCAGGCCUGACCAUUUUUGGUUGUUUCUACGGCUGCUGCCUGAUUCCCUUCUGUGUGGACAGCCUGAAGGAUGUGACGCACCACUGUCCAAACUGCAGCAGCGUUUUAGGAGUCUACAAGAGAUUAUGAAGCAGCUGCAGAACAUGUGAAUGCGUUGUGUAGCUUACCGACUCUGUAUUUAUUAUGAGAAAAUGUUCCAUUGAAUGCAUUCUUUAGCCAGAGUUAAUUCACUUUCUGUGCCACACUGACAUGUAUUCGUACACACACACACACACACACACACACACACACCUAAACAUACUUGUCUUUUCAUUGUAAACUGAUUUGACUUCGUAUAAGUUUAAUCUUUUUUUAAAUAAUUUUAUUUCAUUCUAGUUCAGACAUGUGUAACAUUUAUUCAUAAUUACAGUGCAAAAGUUCAUAUUUUUGUAAUCAAACUGACGUAGAAAAGUGUUAUAUAAAUAAAUAUGUAUAUGCUUUCGCACUUAAAAGUCCUAUCAUGUAUAUGUAAUGCAAUUUCUGUUUGUUCCCUCUGUUUGCUUGGCAAAUGUUAUAAAUGCUGCACCAGAACAAAAA
Molecule: messenger RNA, 1172 nt
Organism: Cyprinus carpio (common carp)
Lineage: Eukaryota; Metazoa; Chordata; Actinopteri; Cypriniformes; Cyprinidae
Product: lipopolysaccharide-induced tumor necrosis factor-alpha factor homolog
Molecular function (GO): zinc ion binding
Source: RefSeq, a predicted model, not a curated record